AUGGCAGCUGCCAUGUCGAGGAGAGCGGUGGCCGUGGCCGCGGUGCUCGCCGCCGUCACCUCGCUGCUCGCCCCCGCCGCCGUGGCGCAGCUCUCGACGUCCUUCUACAGCGGCAGCUGCGCGAGCCUGGAGUCCAUUGUGAGGUCGGGCAUGGUGUCCGCCGUCCAGCAGGAGCCGCGCAUGGGCGCCUCCAUCCUCCGCCUCUUCUUCCACGACUGCUUCGUCAACGGCUGCGACGGCUCGGUGCUGCUGGACGACUCGGCGACGCUGACGGGGGAGAAGAACGCCGGGCCGAACGCCAACUCGCUGCGCGGCUUCGAGGUGAUCGACGCCAUCAAGUCCCGGGUCGACGCGGCGUGCCCCGGCACCGUGUCCUGCGCCGACAUCCUCGCCGUCGCCGCGCGCGACGGCGUUAACCUGCUGGGCGGGCCGUCGUGGGGGGUGCCGCUGGGCCGGCGGGACGCGCGCACGACGACUCAGGCAGCGGCGAACAGCAACCUGCCGUCGCCGUCGUCGAGCGCGGCCACGCUGAUCUCGGCGUUCGCGUCCAAGGGGCUGGACUCCCGCGACAUGGUGGCGCUGUCCGGCGCGCACACGAUCGGCGCGGCGCGGUGCGCGAGCUUCCGGUCGCGCGUGUACAACGACAGCAACAUCAACGCCGGGUUCGCGACGCGGCGGCGGCAGGUGUGCCCGGCGCAGGGCGGCGUGGGCGACGGCAACCUGGCCCCGCUGGACGCCUUCAGCUCCGUGCGCUUCGACAACGGCUACUUCCGGAACCUGCUGAGCCGCUUCGGCCUCCUUCACUCGGACCAGGAGCUCUUCAACGGCGGGCCCGUGGACUCCAUCGCGCAGCAGUACGCCGGCAACGGCGGCGCCUUCUCGGCCGACUUCGUCACCGCCAUGAUCAAGAUGGGCAACAUCAGCCCGCUCACCGGAUCCAACGGCGAGAUCCGCAACAACUGCCGGAAGCCCAACUAA
Molecule: messenger RNA, 978 nt
Organism: Triticum turgidum subsp. durum (durum wheat)
Lineage: Eukaryota; Viridiplantae; Streptophyta; Magnoliopsida; Poales; Poaceae
Source: the annotation of a GenBank genome assembly